UUUUACCUAGUCCUCUUCCUUGUGUGUCUUGUCCCUGAAGUUGCCUCUGAGGAGAGGGCCAGUGUUCCUGAGGCAGUCCUGGGCCCUCUGCCGGGUAGGGAAAGCAGCUGAUAGCUGGUCAUGAAAGCAGGCUUCUGAAUGUAUGACAACAUGUCCACCAUGGUGUACAUAAAGGAAGACAAGUUGGAGAAACUCACACAGGAUGAAAUCAUUUCCAAGACAAAGCAGGUAAUCCAGGGGCUGGAGGCUCUGAAGAAUGAGCACAACUCCAUCCUACAGAGUUUGCUGGAGACGCUGAAGUGCUUGAAGAAGGAUGACGAGAGCAACCUGGUGGAGGAGAAGUCCAACAUGAUCCGGAAGUCCCUGGAGAUGCUGGAGCUCGGCCUGAGUGAGGCACAGGUGAUGAUGGCUUUGUCAAAUCACUUGAAUGCCGUGGAGUCGGAGAAGCAGAAACUGCGUGCGCAGGUUCGUCGUCUGUGCCAGGAGAAUCAGUGGCUGCGGGAUGAGCUGGCCAACACACAGCAAAAGUUACAGAAGAGCGAGCAGUCAGUGGCACAGCUGGAGGAGGAGAAGAAACACUUGGAGUUCAUGAACCAGCUGAAGAAAUACGACGAUGACAUCUCCCCCUCGGAAGACAAAGACACUGAUUCUGCCAAGGAGCCCUUGGACGACCUGUUCCCAAAUGACGAGGAUGAGCCGGGCCAAGGAAUCCAGCAGCAGCACAGCAGUGCGGCUGCCGCUGCCCAGCAGGGCGGCUACGAGAUCCCCGCGCGGCUGCGCACCCUCCACAACCUGGUGAUCCAGUAUGCUUCUCAAGGGCGCUAUGAAGUGGCUGUUCCUCUCUGUAAGCAGGCCCUGGAGGACCUGGAGAAGACUUCUGGCCAUGACCACCCUGAUGUGGCAACCAUGCUCAACAUCCUGGCCCUGGUGUACAGGGACCAGAACAAAUACAAAGAUGCAGCUAAUCUACUGAAUGAUGCCUUGGCCAUCCGUGAGAAAACUCUGGGCAAGGACCAUCCUGCGGUGGCAGCGACUCUGAACAACCUCGCGGUUCUGUACGGUAAGCGCGGGAAGUACAAAGAGGCGGAGCCGCUGUGUAAGAGAGCCCUGGAGAUCAGAGAGAAGGUCCUGGGAAAGGAUCACCCUGAUGUUGCCAAGCAGUUGAAUAACUUGGCCUUACUGUGCCAGAACCAGGGCAAGUAUGAAGAGGUGGAAUAUUACUACCAAAGGGCCCUGGAGAUCUACCAGACAAAACUGGGCCCUGAUGACCCCAACGUGGCCAAGACCAAGAACAACCUGGCAUCCUGCUAUCUGAAACAAGGAAAGUUCAAGCAAGCAGAAACACUGUACAAAGAGAUUCUCACCCGAGCACAUGAGCGGGAGUUCGGUUCUGUGGAUGACGAAAAUAAGCCCAUUUGGAUGCAUGCUGAAGAAAGAGAAGAGUGCAAAGGAAAGCAGAAGGAUGGGACGUCCUUUGGAGAGUACGGUGGCUGGUACAAAGCCUGCAAAGUGGAUAGCCCAACUGUCACAACCACUUUGAAAAACCUUGGAGCACUUUACCGACGUCAGGGGAAAUUUGAAGCUGCAGAAACAUUAGAAGAAGCCGCCAUGAGGUCACGUAAGCAGGGUCUUGACACUGCUCACAAGCAGAGAGUGGCAGAAGUGCUCAGCGACCCUGAGAGCUCAGAGAAGCGGCGGAGCCGGGAGAGCCUCAGCUCGGACGCGGUCAAGUACGAGAGCGGCGCUGAUGGCGGGGAGGAAGUGAGUAUGAGCGUAGAGUGGAACGGGGACGGCACUGGAUCUUUAAAGCGCAGUGGUUCCUUUAGCAAACUCCGGGCUUCCAUUAGACGCAGCAGCGAGAAGCUGGUUAGGAAGCUGAAGGGAGGAAGUUCACGAGAGAGUGAGCUGAGGAGCCCCGGGGCAUCCCCAGCGGAGCCUCUGUGCGUAGAGAACGACAGCAGCAGCCUAGAAGACGCCAGCACUAACUGAACUGGGCCUGGCCUGCUGUAGGACGCCAUAUGCGGCUGCCACCACCGUGAGCGGCCCGGAGCUGGCCCUGUGACGGCCAGGGCGAGGACGGGGCCCUCAGCGCUCAGUCUCCAGACCGUGCCGGAGGCCACACUAACCACCACCCGCAUCCCAGGCCUCGGUGCGGCCAGGCAGGGUAGCAGGCCGCACACUGUCCCUCCGGGGGCCGCGCACUGGACCCCAUGCUGCACCUACCAGGGCCUCCCGUGUCACCGCUCACGCGUUAGCUCCCUGCGUGUGUGUGAGAAUGUAUUUUAUUGUAAAGUUUUUAAAAGUAAAAGUUUAUACCCUCA
Chinchilla lanigera (long-tailed chinchilla) is the source of this 2321-nucleotide messenger RNA. RefSeq names its product kinesin light chain 1 (gene Klc1). Gene Ontology annotation, biological process: axo-dendritic transport. Gene Ontology annotation, cellular component: membrane-bounded organelle; kinesin complex; cytoplasm. The transcript has 16 exons. NCBI's taxonomy places the organism in Eukaryota, Metazoa, Chordata, Mammalia, Rodentia, Chinchillidae. The coding region runs from base 139 to 1989 and encodes 616 amino acids. The record is from RefSeq and is a predicted model, not a curated record. Gene Ontology annotation, molecular function: kinesin binding.